CCAAUUCUCAAAGCAAAUACAUACCAUUUUCAUUUUUGGAAAUUGUUAUUCUUCUUCAUUCUUGCAAUGGCCUCGAGCAAAGCAUUGAUCACAGCUUUCCUUUUUGUUCUGACCUUGUCAAGCAUGAGCAUGAGCCAAGCAGCUCGCCAUCUUAUGCAAACAACUGCACCAAAUUUGCCGGGCAUUCCCACUUUGCCUAAACCAACAUUGCCACCUUUGCCUUCACUUCCAACACUGCCUCAGGGCAAUGUUCCACCCUUGGCUACAAUCCCAACACUGCCACAACCUACCCUACCAUCUUUGCCUACCACUUUGCCUCCACUUCCCAGCAGCAUCCCUACCAUUCCUUCAUUGCCCAACAUUCCCUCAAUCCCCACAUUCACAAUUCCAACCACUAUGCCCUCCAUUCCUUUCCUAUCUCCACCACCUUCCACCUCUAGCCCUUAAAAAUACCUUUAAUUAAUUCCUCUGACUUUGGUAUCUCUGCCAAGUUGAAUGCAUGCAAUAGAUAUGGCUUGAUUCCUUAAUUUCGCGUAUGCGAGAGCAUUGUAUGGUGUUUUCCUUAAGUUUCUGUUGUUUGGUGUGAGAAAAACAGUGUAUUUUCUUUUCAAUUUAUGAGUUGCUUGUUUUUGUUUGUACUUUUUAUUAUAUUAUAGAUUGUGACUAUGAUUACACAGUUA
Glycine soja is the source of this 680-nucleotide messenger RNA. Its product is annotated as protein PELPK1-like. The coding region runs from base 67 to 447 and encodes 126 amino acids. The transcript has a single exon. Lineage: Eukaryota; Viridiplantae; Streptophyta; Magnoliopsida; Fabales; Fabaceae. The record is from RefSeq and is a predicted model, not a curated record.